This is a messenger RNA of Cadophora gregata, 816 nucleotides long. RefSeq lists its product as uncharacterized. The record is from RefSeq and is a predicted model, not a curated record. The transcript has a single exon. Lineage: Eukaryota; Fungi; Ascomycota; Leotiomycetes; Helotiales; Ploettnerulaceae. The coding region runs from base 1 to 816 and encodes 271 amino acids.
AUGUCCGCCUUCUCCACCAUCUCAUCCGUCACAAGCAUAACACGGACAAGCAUCCACACCAACAACGACACCAUCAACCUCGCCAGAAUCUGCGACGACCUCAACUGCAUCUACCCCUACGGACCAGCCUGCAAAUUAUGUUCUCUUGCAGUCGACAUAAAAGAAGAUGCAGUGAAACAGCGACCUCACCCAACAUACACAGUCGCAGCUUGGGUCGACGAGGUCAAAGUCAAUCGAGACAUUACGCUUUUUGCUGGUGAGAAGUUCACGGGUGGUGCAGAUGAUGAUGAUAGCGAUAUCACGCUUAUUGAGAGACAGGCUGCGGCUGAGGAUGAUUAUGUGGAUGAAGGUGAUGCUGUGGAUGAUCUUGGCGAGUUUGAUGAGUGGGAGUAUAAGGCCGAGGAGGAGGAAGAGGAAGAGGAGGCCGAGGAGGCUGAGCUUGAUGACGGGGAGUCAGAUACAACGCAGGUUCCAACGUAUGUCCGCUCUCCUACGUAUAACAAUAUCCUUGGUCGCGCAUCUUGUUCACGAACAGCUUUCAAUCCAUCCACCGCCGUCCAUGAACGACAUCCUAUCUCACCAUGGCUCGAUACGGUCUUCGACCAUACUCUCAAUGGGCAGCUAGAGGAUAUACAUUUCACUAGUGGUGCUGAUUUUCAGCGGAAUCCUGAUGUGGAAAACUGUGUGUUAUGUACUAGGCCGGUGGGAGAUCCUACGUUUCAACACUAUCUCAAGUGUAAGUAUGCUCAUGAGGAAGCUGAGAGGAUGGCUGAGUGGGGAGCGAAAUGGAGCCCAAGUCCAGGUUGGCGGGUGUGA